Molecule: messenger RNA, 4493 nt
Organism: Eriocheir sinensis (Chinese mitten crab)
Lineage: Eukaryota; Metazoa; Arthropoda; Malacostraca; Decapoda; Varunidae
Gene: Arfip
Product: arfaptin-2-like
Exons: 8
Coding region: 176-1420 (414 amino acids)
Biological process (GO): intracellular protein transport; regulation of Arp2/3 complex-mediated actin nucleation
Cellular component (GO): trans-Golgi network membrane
Molecular function (GO): protein domain specific binding; phospholipid binding
Source: RefSeq, a predicted model, not a curated record
CCAUUAGUGAACAACUUGAUAUUCAUUAGUUUUUUAGUCACAAUCAUGCCAAGAGCAGCAAUAAUGCACUUGACAUUCAAAGAUUGCAUCCUUAGUUGAGUGUGUGACAUUUCCUGGACUGUUCUAUGCAACAAACUCAUGUUUCUUGGUGUUGUUCCUAUUUGCUGAAGACAGGAUGAAUGUGAACAGAAUAUUUGGUUACAAAAAAGUGCCAGGAGAGUUCAGUCAGAAGAUGGACGGAGAUCUUAGCGAGGGAGGGAUGCAGACUGUGGCACUGGGUGACGGUGCUGCCAGCGGGGAGACCAAUUACCAGCCAGCAGCAGGCGGAGGACCAGCUCUAGCCCCUGCACCCAAUUCAGGGAUGCCGCUAGUACAGUCUUCUACGGCACCCUCGACGCAGCCCAUCCCCACACCGCAGGCUCGCCCCACUUCCCUCCCACAGUACCCACACACUCCUGGGUCUGCCUACGCUUCACCAAACAGUGCCAAUAGUCCUGAGUACGGCAAUAAGUGGGACUGUUAUAUCUCGCCGUUUCCAGCCAUGUCGCCAGUCCCCCUGGCCACCCCAACCACUCCGAACUCUGAAAAUGGAGCUGCCUUAGUGCGAUCUGGUUCAAGUAAAAUGGAAACUAUUAAAACUUGGUCCAUAUCUACCUACAAAUGUACCAAGCAACUUUUGUCAGAGAAGUUGGGAAAAUCAUCCCGCACGGUAGAUGCAGAAUUAGAAGCCCAGAUUGAAGCCCUUCGUGACACACAGCGUAAAUAUUCGCAAAUACUGCGACUGGCCAGGGCCUUGUCUUCUCAUUUCUAUCAUGUUGUACAAACACAACAACAGCUCGGCGAUGCCUUUGCAGAUCUUGCUCAGUCACCGGAGCUUCAGGAAGAAUUCAUAUACAAUGCAGAGACUCAGAGAACCCUCACCAAGAAUGGUGAAACUCUUCUUGGUGCCCUCAACUUCUUUGUUUCGUCCGUCAACACUCUGUGCAACAAGACCAUGGAGGACACCUUACUCACCGUCAAGCUCUAUGAAUCUGCCAGAAUUGAGUAUGAUGCCUACCGAAGUGAUUUGGAGAUGCUCUCGCAGCAACCUCGUUCAGAAAUAAGCUCCAUCAAACUUGAGGAAGCUCAGCGCAACUUCAAUGGACACAAGGCUCACUAUGAUAGGCUAAGAGCAGAUGUUGCCAUCAAGCUAAAGUUCUUGGAGGAAAACAAGGUGAAAGUCAUGCACAAGCAGCUCCUCUUGUUCCAUAAUGCUGUGUCAGCCUACUUCAGUGGCAACCAGACUGCCCUGGAGGCCACCCUCAAGCAGUUCAGCAUCAAGCUGCGCAGCCCCAACAGCGCACCGCCCUCGUGGCUGGAGCAAUCUGUGCCAGAGACGUUUCAGACUAUAUUUGGUUCCCUAAACUCCCCAACCAAGUAAUGUAAAGCCUUCAGUCAGCUCAGUAGCAGAUCAGCAGUGUUCUUGCCGUAGGGUCUUGCAGUGCUUUUUUUUACCUGCUUUCACAUCUAGAUUUAUAUGUGUGGCAUAUUUUCACAUGUCCUUUAAGAAUUAGUACAAUUCUGAAGACCAUGAUAUAAUUGUUACCCUUUAUUGCUUUGGAUUUAUGUUGCCAAAGCCUGUCUCAUGAAAUGUGUAUUGGGCAUUACUUUGUAUAAGUGGGCAUUCCAGGGUAACUCUAAAGGAGGGAACAUGGUGCUGCGUGGCUCCCAGUGUUGACAUAAAGCUUAAGUGCCAGUCCACAUUAUUAGAUUAAUUUUAAUAUAUGCAGUGGUCACUCUUCAUCUAACCUUGUCCAGAGGGAGGCUGAACUGCUCGCACCAAAAAGCCAAUUUUUAGAAAGCGUAUCCUGAAACUGCGAAACCUUCAGUUGUAUGUUUGAAAGGAAAGGUUUAAAACCCACAUGGACGGGCUGCUGAGUUGUGAAGUGAACAUCUUGGGUCUUGGUGAUAGCUUAAAAGAUCCAGGAAAAUUUAGAUGCACUUAGACACUUUUAGUUAAACACAAGUAAAAUUAUAGUUAAUGAUUUUUUGAGGUUAUAAAUUCACUGAUUAAUGGCACUUCUGAAUGUCUGACUCCUUAUGGUAAUUUGAGGGUAUAUUAUGUGCAAUACUUAUGUAAUUUAGUUCAGUGUCUUAUAGAACAUUAACUUUUUUUAUGGUUGAUCUGUAAUCUUAAUUACAAAUAGUGCCUGAGAAUAUUUUAUAAUCAAUAUUUGCCCUUUUGCAAUGCCCUUUAAACUAUAUAUAGCUUUGUUAGUAUGGUACAUUUCUUUUAUUAUGAACUGUGUUGACAACAAAUAAUUUUUUAUCUCAUUAUGUAUCCCACACAGUAUUAUAUAUAGAUACAGUACUUUCAAUUCCUUGGAGGGAGACACCUUUGGUUUUGUGUCCCUAGUGCAGCAAGGACAUACCAUCACACAGGGAACUGGGGUACAAAGUGAUAACGAAUAAACACAGACCCUUCAACUUUACGUAGGGAAUACUUUCAAGAAAAGUUGUGUUUGAAGAAUAGAAUUUACUCUUCAAAGUAUAAAAGUGAUGAAAUCUUGGGCCAGUAUAUGUUGUGUAUGUAAGUAUGAGGCCAUGGGGACUAAGUCAGUCAUCCUAGUUAGGGUGAAGCCUCCAACCCCUGAUGGGGGAGUGUAUCAUAUGGCGGAAAAAGAAAACUGUAGCAAUACUGUUGUUGGCAACAAAUAAUUUGUAUCCUGGAACCUCAAAAGUAUUCAAAAUUAGUUUUCAAUUUUCAAGGCAGAUCAGUGGCAUCAUGUAUGUGUAAUGAAAAAAAGUAUAUGUUAAAGUUUGGGUUUAAAGUUGUAUAAACAACAAAGUCCUUAAAACACAAACUAUUGGGUUUUCCAUUGUCCCCCCAUUCUAGUGUCAUGCAAAAGAAAUCCAAUUUGUAUCUUACUCUCCAUCAUGGCUGAGUUAGUAUGAGAAAGGGAACAAAACACUACCUGCACCGAAGGUUGGAAAUUUUCGUGUUCUGCAUAAUCUGUUGUGUGUUGAAGUUGUAGAACUUUUUGUGUCAUGAGUUACAGUUGUGCUUCACAGCCAAAGAUAACUGACAGUACCUUGGAGGACUGGCAUUCAGUGUUCACAGCAUGUGGUGACUGCACUCAAGCUGUGUAAUAUUUAUUGUUCUUCCAAGUAUUUAUAUUUAGUAUAGUUUAUGAUUUUGAUUAGAAGCAUAAGAUUUUCUCAUACAUGUUUAUUUUUUUAGCUUAAGCAUUUUUGAAGGUUCCUUGCAUGUGCAUGGCUCUGUGCUAGUGCUGCUAGAUAAUGGUGAAGUCGUUCUUUUGAGAAGCAAAGGUUUGUUGUCUAUAUAUUUUUUUAGGAAAAGUAGCUAUUGAGAUACUGAUAACUGAAAUAUACAGCUUCAAAACUGAGUGGUGAUGUACAGUGAUAAUGACUAUAUUUUUCCUGCCCUGGUCUCACGAGCUUUGUUUCUUCUACAGGGGUGAAUACUAGCAGUUGUCUAAUGAGAUAAUUUGAAGGAAGCAAGGUUGAUUUAGUCAUCAGUAUGGCAGUGCUUGCUUUUAUGUAUGUCAUAGACAAUAUUUCUUAUAUUCUUCAAAGCAGCUUCUCACAAUAUGGGUGAAUUUUUCAAAGAUAUGUGAAGCUUUCCUUUGUGAAUCUGCUCUUAUUUCCUGUUAUGUACUGUGCAUUGUACACCAUAAGUUACCCACUUUCUUCAAUUAGAAAGGGAGGGAGAGCCCCAAAGUUUGUGGAGUAAAUAAGGAACUAGACAUCAGUCAUUUCACAUAAUAAGAUAAUCAUUCCUUUAUGCUAAAAGGUUACAAAGUUAUCUAGACAACUGUAAAUCUCAGAUGCAUACUCCAAGACCAUAUUUCAUUUACUUGACUGGAAUAGUUUUCUGUGAGAUCAUAUAAAGCUGUCCCACACAUGCACCAGACAGUGGCACAGAAAGCAUAGUGAAACGGGGACCCAAAACUAGAGAGCCUCCAGCCUGGAUCUAGGCGACUGAUUAACCAAGAAUGAUAACUCAAUGUAUUUGAGUGUAUAUAUAUAUAUAUAUAUAUAUAUAUAUAUAUAUAUAUAUAUAUAUAUAUAUAUAUAUAUAUAUAUAUAUAUAUAUAUAUAUAUAUAUAUAUAUAUAUAUAUAUAUAUAUAUAUAUAUAUCCCAUGUGAUGGAAUGUCAAUCAAUUAGCUAUGUAUUACUAUAUAUUUAUAUUCUAUUGGCAUGUAUGAUUGUUUUUUUGUUGCUAAGUGUAUUUAAUUCUUAUAUUAUUUAGUUUGAUGACAUUUUUGUUCCAUUUUAAGUAAAAAAGUGAAGGGGCCUAAAAUAUUGUUGAUCUCCACUUUCCAAAUGGAAGUACCCUCACGGCCCUGCAGCCCCGGCCCCCUGUGCCACUGCCUGGGUGUGGCUGCUCUCAUCUUGUCUAAAAGUAGUUAUCACAGAAGACAGCAAGCAUGAGGAUUUAUUAUUGAUAUAUAUAUGUAUUUUCUUUAAAAAGCAUAAAAAAGAAAAAGGU